Messenger RNA from Lachancea nothofagi CBS 11611, 876 nucleotides. NCBI's taxonomy places the organism in Eukaryota, Fungi, Ascomycota, Saccharomycetes, Saccharomycetales, Saccharomycetaceae. The record is from the annotation of a GenBank genome assembly.
AUGAGACUGCUAACUGCCGGGCUACAUGGCCGAUUGGCAAUUCUGCAAUUGGCACAGUUUAGACAACUUUCUAGUACUAGUCCCUGUAAUGGUCCUAAAGCUGUAAAGUUUCUAAAAGCACAAAGAAAAAGACAACUCAAUCAAGCCAAACAAUUGAAACUAAAAACUGCCUUAGAUACGGUAGACCCUGUGUUUGGACGUAAUAAUACGCCGUUUAUAGUUCGCACGCUCGCGGAAUUGAAAGAGCCUAAAGUUUUGGCGCAGGGUUUUGAAGGUCAAGAUGUUGAAAAGUUGUUGGCCUCCGUCGAAGCGGCAAAAAAGGAACAAAUGGACCUAGCUGGAUUCAACAACGCAUCUUUAAUAUCAGAAAGUGCUGAAACUGCUCUAGAAAACGCAGAACUGAAAAGAGAGUCAAUACUGAGAAUACUAAGCAUGAGGAACGCUUCCAAUAAAGACGCCAUGAAAUUAGUUGUGCGCCAAGCUAGAGAAGAAUUUCAGAGGUUUGACGGCGACACCGGAUCGAGUGAAGUACAAGCUGCAAUUAUGACUGUGCGUAUCCAAAAUAUGGCUAAGCAUGUCCAGGAAAAUAAAAACGAUAACAAAAAUACCAGAAUAUUAAGGAUGCUUGUACAACAAAGGCAGAAUAUUCUGAGGUAUUUGAAGCGGGAUAAGCCAGAAAGAUAUUUCUGGACAAUACAGAAGCUAGGUCUAAGCGACAACGCUAUCGCAAGCGAAUUUAACAUGGACAGGCGAUACAUGCAAGACUACAAAUUUUUCGGUGAUCGUAUUCUAAUCAAGGAUUCCAAAAAAGUGGCAGACCAAAAACGUAGGGAUUUGCGGAAACAGAGAAGGUCUGCCAAAAGAGCACAGACUUAA